Messenger RNA from Tripterygium wilfordii, 1708 nucleotides. RefSeq names its product altered inheritance rate of mitochondria protein 25. The record is from RefSeq and is a predicted model, not a curated record. Lineage: Eukaryota; Viridiplantae; Streptophyta; Magnoliopsida; Celastrales; Celastraceae. Gene Ontology annotation, cellular component: plasma membrane. The transcript is spliced from 11 exons. Gene Ontology annotation, molecular function: phospholipid scramblase activity. Bases 132 to 1247 code for a protein of 371 amino acids. Gene Ontology annotation, biological process: plasma membrane phospholipid scrambling.
UCUAGAAAUUAAAGAAGAGAAACCUCAAGAAUCAAGAUGUUCGGGCAUCCACUCUCCGUCGUCCGAAAAGUACGGUUAGAUUUCGAUUCUAAUCAAUUUAAUUUGCAGGAUUCUGAUCUCAUCGUAUAAGAAUGAAUUGGAGUUCGAGGAAGCUGAUAUCGAACUCUGCAUUAGUUCAUAAAAUUGCGUCGUCCUCGUUGUGGAGACAUAAGCUAUUGACUUGCGCUAGUGAAACCGGCCCCCUUUGGUCGAGGGAAGGCACGAUAUGCAUUUCUCGGCGAUUUGGGCAUGGAGCUGAGGAGGGUGAUUGCUUGGAUAGAAAUUUCCUUGCCCAACUUUGGAUUGCAGAUAGGAAAAAAAACAAGUCUGUGGAAAAACGAAAACAACAAAUUGUUGGGCACAGAAGACUUGGUGAUUAUCAUCCAUUUGAGAAAUAUUCGUCCGGUGCAACUGUCAGGCAAGAAAAUUUGCAUGGCCAAGGUGAACCAAUUGUGAAACAACCACCUGUUAGCCAGUCGAUAGAUGGUAUUCUGAAACCAGGUUCUGUAGAGGCCAAAGUUGCAUCCCUUCUUGCUAGGUCCAAUUUACUGAUUACCAGGGAUAUAGAGUGGAGAAAUCUUGUACUUGGUCUUGAGCAGGAAAAUCGUUAUGCAAUAGUAGAUGUGUGCUAUCCAGAGUUGCCAGCAGGUUUUAUUCGUGAAAAAAGCAAUAUCAUUGCUAGACAGUUGCUUCGUCUCAGGCGCCCUUUUGUUGCUUACAUAACUGAUGCUAUGCAGAAUGAGCUCUUCAGGGUUCGCAGGCCCUUUUGGUGGAUAACAAGUUCAAUUUAUGCAGAGAUUGAUGGCAAGGAAAUUGGUGUGGUUCAUAGGAGAUGGCAUCUAUGGAAAAGGAUUUAUGAUUUAUAUCUCGGAAAUAAACAGUUUGCAGUGGUCGAAAAUCCUGGCUUUUGGAAUUGGACAUUUACUUUGAAGGACAAUCAUGGGAAGGUGCUGGCUGAAAUUGAUCGCAACUGGAGAGGUUUUGGAUUUGAGCUCUUGACUGAUGCUGGUCAAUACGUAAUCCGGUUUGGGACUGCUGACCCUGGCUCCAAAACUGGCCUUGCUGAAGAGGUUUUGGAGUUGGAUGUUGCUCGUCAACUGACUCUUUCUGAGAGAGCUGUAGCUGUUGCUCUUGCUAUAUCUCUUGAUAAUGACUAUUUCUCGAGGCAUGGUGGAUGGGGGCUUCCGUUCUUUGUUGUUGAUGAGUAGACUUCAGUUCAGUCUACUGUUGAAUGGUUCUUCUGUGGUGCCUCUACCCUUUGGAUUUUGGAUUUCUUGGCUGGCAGCGAAUCAGUUAAGGGACUCAUAAUAACCUACUCAAAACAUCUUCGCUCGUGUCUCUCAAUCCACUGUGUGUAUGGCAAUAAAAAAUCGCAGUCAACAACCAGCUCUUCUACAGUGGUUUGAAUAGCUCAAUUGUAUAGAUGCACCUCAUUGAUGAUUGUGGUUGCCAAAACAUUUCUGCUGAUCGAGAGCUAGAUCUUGCAGCUUUAAUAAGUAUGUGAUGCCUUGUUUCAAUUGUAAUGGAAUAAUGCGACCUAGCAACUCCCAACUUUUUUUUCCUGCCAAUAAUUUUUCGGCCAAAUGUUUAUGUGAUGAAGUGGUAUGUUACAUUUUAUGCAAUUGUUCUCAUUGAAUUAUAUUUUGGUAUUAGUACACUGUUGUGUCUA